This is a messenger RNA of Musca domestica (house fly), 1750 nucleotides long. Its product is annotated as phosphatidate cytidylyltransferase, mitochondrial. Bases 99 to 1106 code for a protein of 335 amino acids. Gene Ontology annotation, biological process: CDP-diacylglycerol biosynthetic process; cardiolipin biosynthetic process. Gene Ontology annotation, cellular component: mitochondrion. The record is from RefSeq and is a predicted model, not a curated record. The transcript is spliced from 3 exons. NCBI's taxonomy places the organism in Eukaryota, Metazoa, Arthropoda, Insecta, Diptera, Muscidae. Gene Ontology annotation, molecular function: phosphatidate cytidylyltransferase activity.
UGCAGAUGUCCGAGGCCUCGACUUUAAUGCGAUUUUGAACUUCCAUUCUUGUGUAAACUUGCGGUGUUUCGGUCUUCAAAGAAAGUGUAUAGCGCAACAUGAAUCUGUAUAAAGAUAUUUUGGCACGAUUUCCCCGAGGAGGUAUUUCGUAUGUUUUUGCAUAUGGCUCUGGGGUAAAACAGCAAAUUGGAUAUGCCGAUAUAAACCAGCAGAAGAAUAAUAUCAUUGAUUUGGUAUUUUGUGUACGUGAUCCACUGGGUUGGCAUGCAGAAAAUAUAAGCCGACAUGAGAGCCAUUAUUCAGCAAUGCGGCAUUUGGGACCAAAACUUAUCAUGAAAUAUCAAGAGAAUUUUGGAGCCGGUGUUUAUUUUAAUACACUUGUACCAUUGCCCGAUAUUGGUGUACAAAUCAAGUAUGGUGUUAUAUCGAAAGAACAAAUGCUGCAAGAUUUACUGGAAUGGAAGCAUCUGUACAUGGCAGGACGCCUACACAAACCCGUGCAGGAUAUUGUGGCUCCAGAUGAUGACGUACAAAUAAAACAAGCCUUGGCAACAAAUUUACGAAACGCUUUUCAUAUAGCAUUAAUAAUGUUGCCAGAGAAAUUUACUUCAUAUCAACUGUUCCAUGCCAUAGCUAAUUUAAGUUAUAAAGGAGAUUUUCGUAUGAUUUUCGGUGAAAAUAAAAACAAAGUUGCAAAUAUUGUUAAGGCACAAGAGAACGAGUUCUUCGAACUAUACAAACCGGCAAUGAAAGACUUGUCAGAAUAUGUCGCCGUUGAUUUUGCUGCCAAAGAAAAGGGCUCCGAAAAGGUUGUAACCCAAUUUGAACAAGACAAAUCAAUAAAGGCUAUUGAAUUUCAUUUACGUCAGGCUCCAUCUGAACUAAGAAGGCGACUAAUACGCAAUGCCGUUUUUAAGGGUAGCUACAUUGACAUAGUUGAACCUCUGGCCGCUUUGAAAAAUCUGCACGAAAUUGUGUCAAUGUCAGUUAACGAUAUAGUGUGGCGUAGCAGUAUAACUCAAACUUUAAAAAAUAUACCCAGUGCUGGGGUAACAAAAUCAUUGAUAUAUGCAGCACGCAAAGCAAUGAAAACAUUCGCGAAGUAACAAUUACGUCCCAUGCUAAUAUAAUUGUUGCUGUUGUUGGUCUGUUUGGAAUGAGACCAGUGUUAAUAUAUAGUAAAGUUUGUGGCGAUAAAUAAAAUGCUAGAAUGGAGCUUCUUUAUUUCUUUCAAGUCCAAUGCUUUCUUUAAUUUGUUAGUGAUUUUUUGUUUUAAACUUAUUUAGUGUAGGAAUUUAAAAUAAGUAGAACUUUUUGUAUGGAUAUUUACAUGUUCUUUUUUUAUAAACAUAAAACCGUUAAUUUUUUGUGUUAUAAUUUGUUACACACAUAUAUUAAACUUUUUUAUGAACUGUGUAUUUCUGAUAAUUUAUGAAAAUAUAAAGUUUGCAAUUUGAUCUCCAAUUAUAUCCUUAUUUUUCAAAAAUUGACGUGCAUUUUUAUGCAUAAUUCUGGAUUAUGAAGUUAGCUAAUUUAGUUUCCAAUUCAUUUUAUAAUUUUGUUCGAGUCAUAAUUUAGAAAUAUUUAUUUCGUUAAAAUUAAAGUUCAAAGUGCUUUCCGAGAGGAUCUAUAUAAUAAAGUAUACCUAAAGCCAAAAAUAACAUUUGGGAUUAAGUUAAUAAUGUGUAUUUGUAUUGUAGCUUUUUCUCAUUUGUUAAGAUAAAUAAAAAAUACAUUCGUUCGCCAAAAA